CCACUACCAGCUUUCGCGCUCCAGCUCCUCCCCUCCUCCGCGCCUUCUCGCUCCCCUCCCCCGCUCCGCCGCUGCUCCCUGCCCCCGCCACCGCCGGUCUCCUCCGCAGUCUGGGCCGCUGGGUGCAGAGCCUGCCGCAGCGUCAGCGGCCUCCCCAGACCGGAUACCCAUUGUGUCCUAUCCCAUCCCGCCUUCCACUUCUCACGGCCAUGGCGCAGGAAACCGGGAGCAGCUCUCGACUCGGGGGGCCUUGCGGGGAGCCUGCGGAGCGCAGAGGUGAUGCUAGCGAGGAAGACCACCCCCAAGUCUGUGCCAAAUGCUGCGCACAAUUCUCUGACCCGACCGAAUUCCUUGCUCACCAGAAGGCAUGUUGCACUGACCCACCGGUAAUGGUGAUAAUUGGGGGCCAGGAGAACCCCAGCAACUCUUCAGCUUCCUCUGCGCCCCGACCAGAGGGCCACAGUAGGUCCCAGGUCAUGGACACAGAGCACAGCAAUCCUCCAGAUUCUGGGUCCUCUGGGCCCCCGGAUCCCACUUGGGGUCCAGAGCGGAGGGGAGAGGAAUCUUCUGGGCAUUUCCUGGUCGCUGCCACAGGUACAGCGGCUGGAGGAGGUGGGGGCCUGAUCUUGGCCAGUCCCAAGCUGGGAGCAACCCCAUUACCUCCAGAAUCCACCCCUGCACCCCCUCCUCCACCCCCUCCCCCACCCCCUCCCCCUCCAGGUGUAGGCAGUGGCCACUUGAACAUUCCUCUGAUCUUGGAAGAGCUGCGGGUGCUGCAGCAGCGCCAGAUUCAUCAGAUGCAGAUGACUGAGCAAAUCUGCCGCCAGGUGCUGUUACUUGGCUCCUUAGGGCAGACGGUGGGUGCCCCUGCCAGUCCCUCAGAGCUACCUGGGACAGGGACUGCCUCUUCUACCAAGCCCCUACUGCCUCUCUUCAGUCCCAUCAAGCCAGUGCAAACUGGCAAGACAUUGGCAUCUUCCUCUUCAUCCUCCUCCUCAGGAGCAGAACCACCUAAGCAGGCUUUCUUCCACCUUUACCAUCCACUGGGAUCACAGCAUCCCUUCUCUGUAGGAGGGGUUGGUCGAAACCACAAACCCACUCCUGCCCCCUCCCCUGCCCUGCCAGGCAGCACGGAUCAGCUGAUUGCGUCACCUCAUCUGGCAUUCCCAGGCACCACAGGACUCCUGGCAGCUCAGUGUCUUGGGGCAGCAAGGGGCCUUGAGGCUGCCGCCUCCCCAGGGCUUCUGAAGCCAAAGAACGGAAGCGGUGAGCUGGGCUAUGGGGAAGUUAUUAGUUCCUUGGAGAAGCCAGGUGGAAGGCACAAAUGCCGCUUUUGUGCAAAAGUAUUCGGCAGUGACAGCGCCCUGCAGAUACACCUUCGUUCCCACACUGGUGAGAGGCCCUAUAAGUGCAACGUCUGUGGUAACCGGUUCACUACUCGGGGCAACCUCAAAGUACAUUUCCACCGGCAUCGUGAGAAGUACCCACAUGUGCAAAUGAAUCCACAUCCAGUACCAGAGCACCUAGACUAUGUCAUCACCAGCAGUGGGCUGCCUUAUGGAAUGUCUGUGCCACCAGAGAAAGCAGAAGAGGAGGCAGCCACUCCAGGCGGAGGUGUUGAACGCAAACCUCUAGUGGCCUCCACCACAGCACUCAGUGCCACCGAGAGCCUGACACUGCUCUCCACUGGUACAAGCACAGCAGUGGCUCCGGGGCUCCCUACUUUCAACAAGUUUGUGCUCAUGAAGGCAGUGGAGCCCAAGAGUAAAGCUGAUGAGAAUACUCCCCCAGGGAGUGAGGGCUCAGCCAUCACUGGAGUAGCAGACAGUGGCUCGGCAACCCGAAUGCAGCUAAGUAAGCUGGUGACAUCUCUGCCGAGUUGGGCACUGCUUACUAAUCACUUGAAGUCAACUGGAAGUUUCCCCUUCCCUUAUGUGCUAGAACCCUUGGGAGCUUCACCUUCUGAAACCUCAAAGCUGCAGCAACUAGUAGAAAAGAUUGAUCGCCAAGGAGCUGUGGCGGUGGCUUCUACUGCCUCGGGAGCUCCCACUACUUCUGCCCCUGCACCUUCAUCUUCCGCUUCUGGACCUAACCAGUGUGUCAUCUGUCUCCGGGUGCUGAGCUGCCCUCGGGCUCUACGCCUGCAUUAUGGCCAACAUGGAGGUGAGCGGCCCUUCAAGUGUAAAGUGUGUGGCAGAGCUUUCUCCACGAGGGGCAAUUUGCGCGCACAUUUCGUGGGUCACAAGACCAGUCCAGCUGCCCGGGCCCAGAACUCCUGCCCCAUUUGCCAGAAGAAGUUCACAAAUGCUGUCACUCUGCAGCAACAUGUUCGGAUGCACCUGGGGGGACAGAUCCCCAACGGAGGUUCUGCACUUCCUGAAGGUGGGGGAGCUGCCCAGGAAAACAGCUCUGAGCAGUCUACAGCCUCUGGACCAGGGAGUUUCCCCCAGCCACAGUCCCAGCAGCCAUCUCCAGAAGAGGAAAUGUCUGAUGAAGAGGAAGAGGAUGAGGAAGAAGAGGAAGACGUGACAGAUGAAGAUUCCCUAGCAGGAAGAGGCUCAGAGAGUGGGGGAGAGAAGGCCAUAUCAGUACGAGGUGACUCCGAAGAGGUAUCUGGGGCAGAGGAGGAAGUGGCAACAUCCGUAGCAGCACCCACCACCGGGAAGGAGAUGGAUAGUAAUGAGACAGCCACUCAACAUGGUCUGCCGCCACCUCCACCACCACCUGACAACCUGGAUCAUCCCCAACCCAUGGAGCAGGGAACCAGUGAUGUUUCCGGAGGCAUGGAGGAAGAGGCCAAACUGGAGGCAACCUCAAGCCCAAUUGUAGCACUCACCCCAGAAGGGGAGGGCACCAGCACCCCUUUGGUGGAAGAGCUGACCUUACCGGAAGCCGUGAAAAAGGAGCCAGGAGAGAACAGCAGCAGAAAGGCCUGUGAAGUAUGUGGCCAGAGCUUUCCUACCCAGACAGCUCUGGAGGAGCAUCAGAAGACCCAUCUCAAGGAUGGGCCACUCUUCACUUGUGUCUUCUGCAGGCAGGGCUUCCUUGACCGAGCUACCCUCAAGAAGCAUGUGCUGUUGGCUCACCACCAGGUACCGCCCUUUGCACCCCAUGGCCCUCAGAAUAUUGCUACUCUUUCGUUGGUCCCUGGCUGUCCCUCAUCCAUCCCUUCUCCAGGGCUCUCCCCAUUCCCUCAAAAAGAUGACCCGGCCAUCCCAUGAGCCUGUUUUCUGUACCUGGUCCUCUAUGACCCAGAGAACAGAAACUGAGAGCUCCAUAGGACGACCUCCAAGAUUUACUCACCCCUCCUCUUAUCUUUUCUCAAGUUCUGACAUGAUGUUUCUAGUGGCUUCUCUCUAGUCCCUAAGCUUGACAAUUGUGUUUGAAAGGGAAUGUCCUCUAAGAAAAUUUUUAUCACCUUUUUGUUCUGUGUAACUAAAGGAAACAAAUUCCCUAUAGCUUUGACAUUCUCAAGGGGGAGCUUUCUCCCCUUCUCCCUUUCCCUCUGGCAGGUAUACUAGAACCCCCAUCUUUGGAAUGGCAGCCUUGUUCAAAGGGGCUGGCAACUGUCCAUGGAAAGCCCACCGCUACUCCUUGGUGAUCUUGACCAAGUCACUCCACAAGACUUUCUUGGGCCAGGACCUUCUUGAGAAGCUUGUGAGGGGUGGUUGAUUUCUUUUCUUUCUGCAACCACGACACAGUUUUCCAUCGAGCCCUGGAGUUCUAGAUCUACCUGCAUUGCCACUUGAGCCCUAGCACAGUCAUUGCUGUCAAAGCCCAGGAACUGUGCUUGACAAGGUGACUCCAACCAUGAUUCAGAGAGGCAGAGGAGAGCAUAGCCUCCCUCCUACUUCAGCCUCCUGUAGCUGAGGCUGUGCCCAACAAGCACACCAGAGGAAAGAAGUAACUAGAACUUCUUUUUCCUUCCCUCUGCUCCAGAGGAUACUAGCAAUGAAUAUACUCUUCUAGUAAUUGGUGGCUCAACCCGAGGAGGUAGGGGCAAAUGAAGAACUGAGAUCCUUUUUUCAGUAUGUCCCUUGUUGACUCUCCACAUUAAGGCAAAGAUAGUGGCUGGUCAAGAUGCCAGGACUCCUUCAGCUUCUCAUCAUGGCUUCUCAACCAACAAGCAGGUUUCUUACUAAGAGGUCUCUCAUGUGAUGUUUUAGGAAGUAUGAAGUUCUUAACUCUAAAGAGCCUUGUUGGUAAGGAUGGUUAUUUAAGCAGUGAUGGGGAGUUGAGGAUUGUUGCUAAAACAGGCAUUACUGUUUGAGUCUAUCUGAUAAAGAACUGAACUUGAAGUAAGGGGACUUGUUCAGCUCUUGUGAAUGUGAAUGUUUUCUUUGAGCUAAUGAUGAUGUGGUAUGCAGAGGCACCAGGGGUUAUGGGGGGGGGGCUUCCUGUUACUAGAGUGUUUUAGUUUUAGAUGACUCCCUAUUUUAUUCUCUCACCCCUUGUAUUUCCCUUGUUGUCUUCUCAAAACCCCUUUCCUCCCUAAUUUUGCCUGACCAUUGGGCCAGAGAUUAUGUCUUAUUUUUUCCAGAAGUUGAGAGACAGAGCUUCUAAGUGGUUCCUCCCUGUCUCUCUGUCUUGUAGUGAGAUGUAGUAUUUACUCUUAACAUAGGAUCCUGUGGAACAGGAGUUCUGAGAAGACUGAAUUUUGCUGUUAGCUGAUAUCAAUGAUGAUUCUCUAAAGUAGUGGGCUCCAGAGCUCCCUAACACAGUGAAAUGUGUAAGAGCAGAGAGGGGAGAUACUAGAAUCUUUUCCUUCAUCAUUAAAGGUGUUUUGGCCAAGUUU
Grammomys surdaster is the source of this 4795-nucleotide messenger RNA. RefSeq names its product spalt like transcription factor 2 (gene Sall2). The record is from RefSeq and is a predicted model, not a curated record. Bases 210 to 3221 code for a protein of 1003 amino acids. Lineage: Eukaryota; Metazoa; Chordata; Mammalia; Rodentia; Muridae. Gene Ontology annotation, molecular function: RNA polymerase II cis-regulatory region sequence-specific DNA binding; DNA-binding transcription factor activity, RNA polymerase II-specific. The transcript is spliced from 2 exons. Gene Ontology annotation, biological process: regulation of transcription by RNA polymerase II. Gene Ontology annotation, cellular component: nucleus.